This is a messenger RNA of Amaranthus tricolor (Joseph's coat), 2183 nucleotides long. RefSeq names its product probable mitochondrial-processing peptidase subunit beta, mitochondrial. Gene Ontology annotation, cellular component: mitochondrion. The coding region runs from base 101 to 1657 and encodes 518 amino acids. The record is from RefSeq and is a predicted model, not a curated record. Gene Ontology annotation, molecular function: metal ion binding. NCBI's taxonomy places the organism in Eukaryota, Viridiplantae, Streptophyta, Magnoliopsida, Caryophyllales, Amaranthaceae. The transcript is spliced from 9 exons.
AUGAGAAUUUCCCCUAUCUCUUCUCCCAAAAUUCUCCCAUAGAAGUUCCAACCACCGUCUUCACCUUCUCUCCCAUUUUCUGUAAAAGUCUGCCCAGAAAAUGUCAACUCGUAAACUAAUACACCACACAGCCCGUCGCAGCACCCACCAUUAUCUCCCAUCUCGCUGCCAUGCCACCCUCACUCCCACCUCCUCCAAUUCACCUCCCUCAGUUCCUUCUCCACCACCUCCUAAUCUCAUGAUCUAUGAUCGCUUAGCUGAAUCCAUCAAAUCCAAGAUCAAACGUCUUGAAAAUCCUGAUCCACGUUUCUUACGCUACACCUCUCCACAUCCAACCACUGCCGACCAUUCCCAGAUCCUUCAAUUCCCUGAAACGCGGAUUACUACUCUUCCUAAUGGUCUCCGUGUUGCCACCGAGUCACGACUCGCUGCUAAGUCUGCUGCUGUUGGUGUUUGGAUUGACUCUGGUAGCCGAUUUGAAGCGGAGGAUAAGAAUGGCGUUGCUCAUUUUUUGGAACGCGCUGUUUUGACGUCUGAGGUUGAAGAUGCAGCGGAUGUUGGCGCCGAAUUGGACGGGUUUACGGAUAGAGAGGUGUCUGGGUUUGUGGGUAAGGUUGGUAGUCAGAAUUCCGGGAAAGUUCUUGAGAUUCUGGGGAAAUUGUUGCAGAAUUCGGAUUUCAGUGAAGAGAAAAUUGAGAAAGUCAGAAAUGCAAUCCUCAGAGAAAAAGAGCAGACUGUUGCUGAAGGUGAUCAAGUUAUCAUGGACCAAUUACAUGCCACUGCAUUCCAAUACACUCCACUUGGUAGGACAAUUCCUGGACCUGUGAGUAAUUUAAAAGCAAUCACUAAUGCCGAUAUUCAAGAGUAUAUCUCGUCCAACUGUGCUGCCCACAGAAUGGUGAUUUCUGCUUCAGGAGCUGUUAAACAUGAAGAUAUUGUGGAGCAAGUUAAAAAGGUCUUCACAAAGCUUUCAGCUAAUCCGGCUACAACAUCUCAGCUAGUUGCUAGUGACCCUGCUAAUUUCACCGGAUCAGAGGUGCGGAUGAUAGAUGAUGAUCUUCCUCUUGCACGAUUUGCGGUUGCAUUUGAAGGGGCUUCUUGCAAAGACUCGGAUGCUAUUGCAUUAAUGGUGAUACAGACUAUGCUAGGUUCAUGGAGCAAAAUGGAAGGGAGUGGAAAGCAUGUUGGAUCGGAGCUCGUUCAAAUGGCCUCCAUUAGUGAGCUUGCGGAAAGCAUCAAGACAUUCAAUAUAAACUACAAGGACACUGGUCUUUUUGGUGUUUACGCCAUGGCCAAGCCUGAUUGCUUGGAUGAUCUAUCAUACGCAAUUAUGCAUGUAAUAAGCAAGUUGUCCUAUCGAGUUUCAGAUGAGGAUGUCAUCCGUGCACGCAAUCAGCUGAAAACCUCUCUUCUAGGUAAUAGUAAUGGUAUCAGUGGAGUUGCUGAAGAUCUUGGACGUCAGUUGCUAAUCUAUGGAAGAAGAAUUCCUUUUGCUGAAUUAUUUGUGAGAAUUGAUGCAGUGGAUGCCAGUGCUGUGAAACGCGCUGCCAAUCGUUUCUUAUUUGAUAGGGAUAUUGCAAUUGCUGCAAUGGGACCAAUCAAGGGACUACCAGAUUACAACUGGUUCAGGCGCAGGACAUACUGGCUCCGCUACUAAAUCUUUCGUGUUCAUUCGGUAUUUAAAAAUGUAUGGCUAACGAUUCCCACGAUUCACGUCUUUAUUCCUUCCUAACGAUUCGGGGCUCCGUUUCAGGUUUGUAUCUUACAUUGUUUGCUCGGGUGAGAAAAUCAGUCAUCAUCUCGAAAUGUUUCUAAGAGAAAUAAAUAUUAGACAUUCAUAAGCAUUGCAGUGUUCUUGUGACACUCUAAAUUCACAUUAAUUUUUGGUAUAUAUUUAUAAAAAGUAUAUGCUUUAUACGCUACGAGUAGUUUAUAUAUAAAUCUCCUAAUUUCCUUGUAAAGGGGAAUUAACAUUAAAUACACUACCAUCAUUUUUUUUUUUAAAUUUUUUUUUUAAAUUUUUUUUUUAAUUUUCUUUGAUUAGUAAGUAAUAAGUGUGACGGAACUGCGGGAUUUUGUAUCUGUCUGUCUUUCUGGUUAAUUGGAUAUUAUAUGGAAACAAUAUAUCAUAUGUUUAUAUAUGUAAUUUUUAUAUAUAAUAUUUGAACAAACUUCUUGCAAUA